GCGUGACGUCACAGGGCUGUAGUGGUGGAGCCUCAUCUUGUUGAUGCUCCGCCGCCGCCGCCAGGCUUUUCCAGUACGGAGAAGACCCCCGGCGAGUGAGGACCGAGGCAAGUGCUACAACCUUUUUUGAAUGAAGCCUACGGGAACAUCGCAGAUUCUCCACGAUGCAUGUGUCCAUCUACCGGAGGAAGAGUAUCGUUUAAAAAAAGAGAAGAACAGCCCGCGGGAUAAACAAAAGGAGUUGUUCCAAAAAGCCAGAAAGGAAGAGACGAGAAGAGCCAGAGCGCGCUCAGACAUGGCCGGCACGCAGACCAGCUUGAAGAGCCCCUUCAAAGGCCUGAGCUCCUUCAAGGGCAGCAUGAAGCGCCUGUACCGCGAGCGUCCGGAGGACGCGCCUAUCAAAAAGCGAGUGAUGGCCGAGAUUAAGCUGAAGCGCCGCGGCUUGGAGUCUUUUCACAAGGCGGCCAAGGUAAAGCGGGAGCAGGUGGACGAGGCGCACCAGCCACUGCGACGCGCUGAUGCUGAAGCCGAGUUCCUCGCGGCCGCCUCAGCCAAGGCGCUGGACCUGAGCCCGGGGCUCAAGCAUACGCUGGCCCAGUUCACGUUGAGUAGCCAGAGCUCCCUCGGGGGACCGGCCGCUUUCUCGGCGCGCACCGGCCACGAGCACUCCCACGGCGGCGUGCCCCCGUUGCCCUCCCCUCCCGUGUUGGGAGGCGGCCCCCUGCUGGUCCCCUGCGACAGCUCCACCGAGCUCACCCACUCCCUGCUAGAGGGCGAAUCCAUCUCCUGCUUCGUGGUGGGCGGCGAGAAGCGGCUGUGCCUGCCCCAAGUGCUCAACUCGGUGUUGCGCGACUUCUCGCUCCAGCAGAUCAACACGGUGUGCGACGAGCUCUACGUGUACUGCUCGCGCUGCGACGCCGAGCAGCUGCACAUCCUCAAGGUGCUGGGCAUCCUACCCUUCAAUGCGCCGUCCUGCGGCCUCAUCACGUUGACCGACGCGCAGCGGCUGUGCAACGCGCUGCUACGCCCCGGCGCCGCGCCGCCCGCAGAACUGGGCGCCGACUUGUUGGGGCGCGGCCCGCUCAAGGAGAGCGAGGCCGGCUUCCGGGUGGAGCACCAAUGCCUGGGCAAGUGCCAGGGCCUCUUCCUGCCACGCUUCUACACGCAGCCCGAGGCGCCAUGCGUCCAGUGCGUAGAGUGCCACCUGCUCUUCUCGCCGCAGAAGUUCGUCAUGCACUCGCAUAAAUCGCCUGACAAGAGGACCUGCCAUUGGGGAUUCGACUCGGCCAAGUGGCCCUGUUACCUGCAGCUGGCCAGGAAGUACCAGGGCUCGCCCGAAGAGGGCGAGCUCCAGCGGCUGCUGGACGAGGUCAAAGACAAGUUCCACUACCAACUCAAGAGGACGCUCGACAAGAAGGCGGCUGCGGGGGAUGAGGACCAGGAGAACCAGUCUCGCAAACCCUCGGCGGACCUUUGCUCCCCCAGCGGCAAGUUGGCUGAAGCCGAGCCCACGAGGAAGGGUAAGACGUCUCCAACCUUGGUGUACAAUCAUCUUUUUCCGGACAUCAAAGAGGAGCCGGGGCACCCCACGCUGGUCCACCCCAGCUAUUACCUGUACACGUAUGAUAAGAUGGUGGCUCCCAACGUGUCCCUACGCAGGGAGGCGGAGAUGAGCCCCGAGAUGCUGGGAGCGCUGCUCAAGCACCACUACAGCCGAGGGGUGCCGCACCAUGAUGAGCCUCCCAUGGAUCUUCAUGCGUCUCCUCCACUGGCUGAGGAGGCCAAAUCCCAACACGACGCCGAGCGGGAAUGCAAAACCCAGGCAGUUUCCAUGGAGACGAGCAACCUGAGCGGCAAGAUAGCCGCCCGCGCCCGCAGCCCUCCUCCUCCUCAUCCCGCAUCGCCGCCGCCCGUGACCGAGGCGGCAGAAGACGACACGGGAUGUGCCGUCAAUAUGACGAUGGGGGGACCGGAAGACGACAAAGACAGGAUCGUGGUUGAGAUCAUGCAGAUGUACAGCAGGCAGCAGGAGAAACUCAACUCCACUUUGCAUAAGCAGCUACAGUUGGAGAUGGAGCUGGAGGCGUUACGUGGCGGGGAGGCGGCGCGGCUCCGCGAGCUGAGCGCCGAGCAGAGGGAGCUACGCAGCGAGCUGGAGGCGGUCCACAGCGAGCAGGCGCGCCAGCUCGGACAGGCCCGCCAGGAACAGCUGGAGCUGGAGGCGCGUCUGGAGCAGCUUCGGCGGCAGGCGUGCACUUGCGAACCCUCCGCUCAGCGACAGCAGGAGGCGCAUUAUGCCGCGCAGUUGUCGGAGCUCCGUCAGAGGUUGGAACGCGCCGAGGCGGACCGACAGGAGCUGCAGGACGAGCUGAGGCGGGAACGGGAGGCGCGCGAGAACCUAGAGCGCACCAUCGGCCAGCUCAAGCAGCAGAUGGCCCAGUCGGGAGGCGCCGUCCCGGCCGGGGGCAGCCCCUCGCCUCCCCUCACCCCAUCCACCGGACCCCCUAACGCCCAUUCGCCGGCCUCUGAGAAGUAGCCGUCCUAUUUCCUCAUAGAACUUUUAACAUCAAAGAAGAAAAUCGUCUUUUGUAUUAUUAUUAUUAUUAUUAUUUGUAACCUUCCGCUCUGUUCUCAACAAACAGUAUUUAAAGACUAUUUUUGGUUUGUUCAGCAUGUGAUAUUAAUUUAUACCCUUUAAACGGACACCUCCAUCACCACCAUUCACGCUGCUCGGUUUGGAUUUCCUUAACGCGCCUCCUGAACAGCAAAGUCACGUAAAAACGGAUGGGAUAUACUUUCGCCACCUCGCUUUUACAAAGCCGUCCUCCCGCAACACUGUGCCCCCCCCUCCAUCCUUGGAAAUGAAACACUGUGCUCCUUUGUUCCGGUGUACUUGACAGACCACCGCCCCGGACCCGUAGCCCCCCCUCGGGAAAGGAAUGUGUUUGCAUCCAGUGGGGCGUUUUUGUUUGCUUCCACGAGGAAAACAAAGGCAGCUUUUGAUCAUAACGCAACCGGGCGCAGAGACGUCACUCAUAGUUUUUGACAAGACAACUCCCACCAAUAUUGUGCCACGCCUUCCCGUAGGGGGCCACCCUAGGCAGAACCUUGAGUUGGCUUUCACUGUGAUAAAUAGGGGUGUGACAAAAUAUCGAAAUGGUGAUAUAUCGUGAUUAGGGGUGUCAAACGAUUAAAAUUUUUAAUCGAGUUAAUUACAGCUUAAGAAUUAAUUAAUCGUAAUUAAUCGCAAUUAUUCGCAAUUCAAACCAUCUAUAAAAUAUGCCAUAUUUUUCUGUAAAUUAUUGUUGGAAUGGAUAAGAUAAGACCCAAGAUGGAUAUAUACAUUCAACAUACGGUACAUAAGUACUGUAUUUGUUUAUUAUAACAAUAUAUCAACAAGAUGGCAUUACCAUUAUUAACAUUCUGUUAAAGCGAUCCAUGGAUAGAAAGACUUGUAGUUCUUAAAAGAUAAAUGUUAGUACAAGUUAUAGAAAUUCUAUAUUAAAACCCCUCUUAAUGUUUUCGUUUUAAUAAAAUUUGUAAAAUUUUCAAUCAAAAAAUAAACUAGGGGCAGUUUACAUGGUGACUCUCCGAGAAGACGAAAAAUUUCAUGUUUGCAUUUAUAAGGUUCCGAUUCCAUUCGAAUAAUGUUGCAAUUCCGUAUGAAAACGAUGUAGUAUUCAUGCCAGGACCUAGGCGGCAGUGCAGAUUUACAAGGUGACAGCGAAUGAUGCACUUUGACCCCCUCAGCCCGGAAGACAACAUGCCCGCCCUCUCCAAGAAAUGGCAUUUUAUUUUGUUCAAAAAGGCACAAAAAAAUUGUAAAUUAGUAAAUUAAAGCCGACGUUCCGCCAUUUGCUGUUUUUAAUGUUUAAUAGCACCGCUGCGCACGCCCGUGUGAUGUGCGCGAAUGCUUCCGUCAUCGAAACGAAGGCAGUUCCCGUGCAUCUGAAUGCACUGCAAUCCCCCGUAAUCGAAUUCGUCCACUUUAGAGGUAAGAUUCAGAAUUUUUCGUCUUCGCCGACACCAUAUGCACGCGAGGCAAUUCCGCUACUCAGUCAUUGCGUCUUCAUGUCGCCAUGUAAACUGCCCCUAGUAGCCCUCCAUUGUUGAUCUCAAUAAAUACUUCCACAAUGCUCAUGGGUGCUGAAGCCUAUAAAAUCAGUCGCACCCAAGCGCCAGCAGAGGACGAUAAAGCUCCGAAUAACACAACAAGUACACAUUACACUUUGCUGUCAUAUUAAUAUGUUUGAGCGGGGCAUUUGUGCGUUAAUUGCAUCAAAUAUUUUAACGUGAUUAAUUUUAAAAAUUAAUUACCACCCGUUAACAUAAUUUUGACAGCCCUAAUCGUGAUACUUUGUAUCCCAAAAGGUUAUCGAUAUGCUCCUGUCAAGAAUCAAGAUAUCGUUUAAAAAAGGUGUCAAUUAGAAGGGGAAAAAAAGGCUGCCAUUGACUGUGCUCGACGCCUAAUCCAUUUAGACUGCUAGCGUUCGUUCAUUCAAAACCAGAGUAUUCACAGUCAUUCGGUCCGAUUUUCGGGGCAUUUACAGGUUACUUUCUGUUCAUUUUAGGGAAUUUACAGGUCAUUCCUGUAGAGUUUGAGUCACUGCCUAUUCAUUUGGGUGAUUACCAGGUCACUUCCUGUUUUGUAACGCAAAAUAAACAGCAAGUGACCCAUAAAAUACCCCAAAAUCAACAGAUAGUAACUGAAAAUCAACAGACCUUAAAUGGCCCAAAAUUACUCAUGGCCUGGCAUCGGCUGCCAUUGACGGCCAUAGACGUUCAAUCCGUUUGAAGUGGGAGGGAUGGCAGCGAAUGAACGAAUGUUCAUUCGCUGCCACCCUCCCAGUUCAAAUGGAUUGGACGUCUACUAGUGAUAAACUCAUUCCAAUUCACACUAGAAGCUUGUUUUCUGUUAAUUAGUUUGUAGAAUAUCCCAGAAUGAUUUCCUGACCAAUGUAUCGAUCGUCGGAUCAUCAUUAUCGUGAGCUUUGUGUCGCAAAUCGUAUCGUAUGGUGAGGUACCAAGAGGUUCCCACUCCUAGUGAUAAACACGCUGCGUUCAAACGCCGGAUUUAGGUGGAAAAAGGACGAAGGUUUUACUGCAUACAAGCAGGCAGGAGUGUCUCAAGAGUGAUUUGGUCGAGGAUUCAAGGUAAUUAUUAUAUUAAAUAGCACCAUGCAUGCACUUUGAAACGUGAAAAAAAAACUGGAUAAAAUUGUUGUAAGUUUGGUUUGAAAUAUUCACGUAAAAUGAACCAUAACUGCCCGUUUUUUGCUUUCAACCAAGAAUCUAGACUAUUUUACGUUCAUAUUUUUAGAAAUUCUGCGAUUCAAGCAUUUACUUGCAAGAAUUUUGUACUUGAAAAGCUCUUUAUUCCCUGACGGGCGCCAUGUUGGAUUAAACAAUACCGUAACUUUGGCUUGAAAUAUUUACGUGAAAUGAACGAUAACUGCCUGUUUUUUUGCUUUUAACCAAGAAUCUAGACUGUUUUACGUUCAUAUCUAGAGAAAUUCAGCAAUUUAAGCAUUUAUUUGCAAGAAUUUUCAACUUAAAAAGCUCUUUGUUUUGUGACAGCCACCAUGUUGGAUUUUGCAUCUCUAGACAAUAGCGGAAUUCAACCUAAAUAGAUUGUGAUUGUAUAUAGAAAAAUGCAAGUUUUGCUUUUGUUGAGUAAAAGUAACAAGAUUCUGCAUCCUCUCCUCAAGUAUUAAGUUUCUGAUGUGAAAAUUGAGUGAUUUAUUAGCUCUUGGAAAAAAAAAAAGAAAAAAUUCAGUUGCUGUUUUGGGCAAAAAUUUAUACGAUAUGUUAAACAUUGCUAUUGAUCCUGAAAAUAUAGGUGAUUAUCUCUGCAUUUGGAGAUUUUUGCACAUCUAGGGUAAAAUCCGAGAAUUUUAUAGCCAUUUUAAGUUUUGUUAUACUUGUAUAAAAAAAAUAAUUAAUCGGGAUUUUAUCCGGGGACGACUUUUGAAUUUUUUGAUGUCGCUGCUCAUGGAGACUCACAUAUGCCUAAGGGAGGUGCCUGUUUUGGUUUUAGGUCGCUGGCGGCUUUGGUUUUGAAAAUACUUUAAUUUAAAGUUUUUUUUCUAAAUAGGCCCAAAGCCCUGUGUCCCCGAUCGUGAAGUCUAUGCUUCACUAUGUAGAUUCUUGGUGAAAAGCAAAAAAACGGGCAGUUAUCAUUCAUUUUACGUAAAUAUUUCAAGCUAAAAUCACGCUAAUUUUUUUUUACAUUCAUUUCAUUUUUUUUCACAAUAUUUCAAAGUGCUUGCAUGGUGCUAUUUUAUGAUAAAAAUUACUCUAGGGCUUUCCUGUGUGGAGAGACAGAUCUUUACCCCGCCCAGAGCGAUCAAUAGAAUGGACAAACAUGCCCGUCAUGUUUGCCCGGCAUUAAACAAAGUAAAUGCCAUUAGAAAUGAAUGGGAAAAAAUUUGGACGUCCAUGGCCGUCAAUGGCAUCGACUUACAUAGGUGUCAAUGGAAUCCAAGUACAUCAGCAUCAGUAGAAUGGACAAACAUUGCUGUCAAUGGCCUUAAACAUAGUAAAUGCCAUUAGAAAAAAUGAAUGGGAAAUUUGGACGUCCAUGGCAGUCAAUGGCAUAAGACUUCUAAUAUAUGCGUCAAUCGUAUCGGGGGAUUUUGGGGGACACGUCCUAUUGAUAUCUGGUCAUUUCCUGUUGAUUUGGGGACAUUUGGUUUUUGCCAUUAAAAAUGAAUGGGAAAUUUGGGCAUCCAUGGCCGUCAAUGGCAUUGACUCACAUAUGCGUCGAUGGCAUCUAAGUACAUUGGCAUCAAUAGAAUCGACAUAUAUGGCCGCCAAUGGUAUUAAACAAACUAAAUGCCAUUAAAAAUGAAUGGGAAAUUUUGACGUCCAUAGCCGUCAAUGGUAUCCAAGUAUAUUGUCAUCAAUGGAAUCAACAUACAUGGCCGUCAAUGGUAUUAACGUACAUAGCCCUCAAAUACACGGCCGACAACGACAUCAAUGCAAUUUGAAGGACAUUGGAAAUGAAUGGGAAAUUUGGACGUCCAUGGCCGUCAGUGGAAUCGACUUACAUAUGCGUCAAUGGAGUCCAAGUACAUUGGCAUUAAUAGAACAGAAUCGACAUACAUAGCCGUCAAUGGCAUCAAUGCAAUGGAAAUUCCAUUGAAGGUGAAUGGGAAAUUUGAACGUUGCAACCCAUUAAAAAUGAAUAGGAAAAUUUUGGGCAAAUUUCCGGGGAACCGUAAUUUUUUUCCCAUAUUCUGUAUACAACUUUUAUGCCCCUCAGCGUCACGGAAUUUUUGACACCCAAAUUAUGUAAUUUGGUCAAAAAUUGUAGGACUAGAUUUUUUUUUUUUUGUUCUGAAAAAUUGGCGUUUACGGGCAAAUUUUUCGGUGCCAUUUGAAAAUUUACCUGCGUCGCGCAAGAUUCCGGCCGUUUCAAUACAUGAACGGUGCCGAUCGGUCAAACAGCUUGGGCUGUGCGACGUGCCGUUUUUCCCCAUUAAAAAUGAAUAGGAAAAUUUUUGGUAAAUUUCUGGGGAACCGUAAUUUUUUUCCAUAUUCUGAGUACAACUUUUAUCCGUUGUUAUGUGAUUUGGUCAAAAAUUGUAGGAUUACCUUGAAUCCUCGACCAAAUCACGCUUAAGCACUCCUGCCUGCUUGCAUGCACUAAAACCUUCAUCUUGUUUCCACCUAAAUCCGGCAUUAGAACGCAACGUGUGUUUGAGUUCAUCACAAUGAAAGCCUCCUUGAUGCUCUGCCUGGGUCGGCCCCCUACGGGAAGCCGUGGCGCAAUUUCUGUAGGAGCUGUCUCGUCAAUAACCGGGCCACCGCCCAUUCUCGUGGCUCCGCCCCCAUGAUUUGAUAUGGCGGUUACGUUCACGUUAUUCCUCCAAAGGAGUAACUCGGGGGGGGCAAAUGGUGCCACUUUUAUUCAUGUUGCCAGGCGAAGUGCUUUUUAUUGCCUCUUAAGCGAUCCCUAUAACAAAGAGUGUGUGUGUGAGUGAGUGUAUUUGUGUAAAUAAUAUUUUAUGAGUAAAAAGUAGGGGUCCCUUGAACUCAUUGGCUGCCAUUGACGGCGAUAGACGUCCAAACCAUUUUUAUUGGCACGUCUAUCACCAUCAUUGGCAGCCAAUGGGAACCUUUUAUGCAUCUGCUACAAAUGCAAAAUGAUGACAUUCCACUGUGCUCCAUCACAAAGGCAGAAUUUCAGUCAAGUUACCAGGGUCGGGAGGGGGCGGGGCUUGAAAGAAAAUAUUUAACAUAAUAUUAAACUAAAGAUUUUUCUAUUCACUUUGUACAUAUACUAGCCAUUAAUAUAUUAACUCUUCUUCUAUGGAUUAACUUCCGAAGGUUAAAUGAAUCUGGAGAAAAGCGGCUUUUGCAAAAAUAUGCAAGCUCGUCGAGUGGAUGUGGAGGAAUAAGAAAUUUAACGUCACACGUUUUCUAUCAAAUCCAACCAAGGCCAUAUGAAAAUUUCUGUACAAAAAAAAAAUAAUUGGUGGCCUUUUUCAUAACAAUUUCGCUGACGUUUCUACAAUUAUUGCCAGGCUAGAUCACACACAAUGCCCGGUCACGUGUAAUGUGAAAAUUCAUCAAUAAUAUUGUGUACAAUUGCAUUUUUGGGCAAAAAAACAACCACAAAAUAACAAAAAAUGUACAGUUUUUUGCAGGUUUUUUUGGUGCAUGUUUCGCUGCCCCUCAUGUUUACGUCACAUGAGAUCCCACUUACACAAAAAUGUCUCCCAAGCGCGCGUUAAAUAUUAAUGAGCCGGUGAAGUUCACAUGCAUGAAGUUUUUGGAAAUCUGAUCGAGAGUAUGGCUUAAUAUAAGGUCAGUGUGUGUGAAUGCGUGAGUGAGAUUGCGGCGGUUUGAAAACUAUGUUUGUACAUUCUUGACGCCACUGAAUUCAUAUUCAGUAGUAGUGUUUUUUUUUUUUUUUUUUUUUUUUUGGUCUUAAUUUUUUGGGGGGGUCUUAAUUUCAGCAGAGCCGAGAACUAAAAAAGGUAUUUGCCAUGUGGCAAAAAUUUUUGCCAUGUGGAUGCCAUGGAUUUUUUUUUUUUUAUGUGGCAUUUUUUGGGGGGGUUUAAUGUCAAUGCGCUGUAAUGGUCAAAAAUUACAGCCACACAUGUCUUUCUGCCAUUUAAUAUGAAUGGAAAAUUUGGACGUGCAUAGCAAUCAAUGGCAUAGCCUGACUUGGGUACCAAUUGAAUGUCAAAGCGCUGUAAUGUAAAGUUGAUGGUCAAAAAUCAAAGCUACACAUUUUUCUGCCAUUUAAAAUGGAAAAAAUGAAAAUUUGGACAUGCAUUGCAGUCAAUGGCAUGGACGUGCAUUGCCUGCAAAAAUGCCGUAUACCCCAAAAAAGUGCCACAUACCAACAAAAAAAAAUGCCACAGACCAAAAUCCAUUUUGCCACAUACAAAAAAAAAAAUCCCACAUGUCAAAAUCAAUUUUGCCACAUAGGUAAACGAAAUGCGACAUGGCAAAAAAAUGUCUUAUGUCACAUGGCAAAAAAAAAAAUGCCACAUGACAAAAUCAGUUUUGCCACAUGACAAAAAAAUGCCACAAAUCCAUUUUUGCCACAUGGCAAAAAAUGUCACAUGGCAAAAUCCAUUUUGCCACAUGGCAAAAAAAAAGGUCAAAUGGCAAAAUCCAUUUUGCCACAUGACAAAAUCAAUUUUGCCUCAUGACAAAAAAUGGCACAUGGCUAAUAAAUGCCACAUGGGAAAUAUCCAUUUUGCCACAUGGCAAAAAAAAUGUCACAUGGCAAAAUCCAUUUUGCCACAUGGCAAAAAAAAAAUGCCACAUGGCAAAAUCCAUUUUGCCACAUGGCAAAAAAAAUGCCACAUGGCAAUAUCCAUUUUGCCACAUGGCAAAAAAAAUGUCAUAUGUCACAUGACAAAAUCAAUUUUGCCACAUGACAAAAAAAAUGCCACAUGGCUAACAAAUGCCUCAUGGCAAAAUCCAUUUUGCCACAUGGCAAAUACCACUUUUGGUUCUCGCUGUCUCUCCUUGGUUUAGCAGAGCAACAUGACCUUUUCAACACACGGGGGCUGCUGUUAGAGUGACGAAAGGGAAACCCCGCCCUUUCACUAUGAAUGACAUUUAGCAAUGUUACAACACACAUAUAUUUAACACAAGAGCGAAGUUUGCCCCAACAUGACGACAUUUAUGUAUCGCCGUCAGGGUUUCACAAUGACGUGGGAGGUCGAAAUUAUGGCACUCCUGGAAUUUUACCAGAAAAUACACAAUUUCUCCCAGACAUUAAUGCAUUUACAAAUGUUUUCAGUACGAAUGCUUUGAUUUUUUUGGGGAUUUGCUUUGGAAAAUCACAAAAAAAAGCUGGUUCCAUGAGAAAAAAAAAUCUGGAUUUAACUAGGGUUAUAGAUAUUAGAGCGCUUAUAUUACACAUAUUCAUUUUGAUUUUUCUUUUUCUACAAAUUUGAAAAAAGUACCAUUUGGACCUUAUUUUUUAAGUUUUGGGAUUCUCUGACAAUUACUUCAUGUUGCAGGCAUUAAGGGGAUAAUAAACGGUCAUAUUAUAGGCUUCACUGUUGCAUUAUAAUUAUGCUGAAUGCUUUACCCUCAUAAAAGAUAUCAAAGAAAUCACACACACACACACAGAUACAAAGCCGUUUUGACAAGGUCAGAGCCGCUAUCCGACUCCAUCAUUUUCAUUUCAUAACGUUAGCCUGUGGCCUGGCUACCAGUAGAAAGCACCCUUUCCUAAAAUUGUGAGAACCAGGGAGGAAAGCAGGUGAAAGCCCGUUUGGAGGCCGCCAAGAGUCUACUUAAUGUCGGGUGAAAGUUUGGCGAAGUUCCCUCAAGCCCGACUCCAUCACGUUUGUUUGUAGCGUUAGCCGCUAGUGUUAGCCUCCCGGGCUUCUGUUUGUUCAAGUUCCUGAUAACCACGUAACUUCAUACCUGAGCAUACCGACUACUUUCUUAAAGGGGAAUGAACAUAGCUGAAGAACACUGAGUCAAAGCGGGAUUAUUUAAAAGACGAUAUUGUCUUGUUUUAUUAAAUUACCGAAUUUACCGACAUGGUCAAAAUUACGUCGGUCAUCGUGAAGAAUUUCGGUAACGGUAAAUUUUCGGUAUACCGCCCGGCUUUAUAGUCCAGUGCUAUGAACAAAUGCCGUUUUCGUGCCAAAUUUGGUGGGUGGAUGAUUAAGAGAAAUAAAAAAAGCCAGAUUAGUGUUUGCCUAAAUGUACCUGAGUAAGCCUCAAUCCUUCUGGGAGAAAGUUUUUCAGGACAGAUGAGACUAAAGUACUGCUUUUUGGAAAAGCACGUCAUUCUACUUUUAAUAGAUAAAAGAAUGAGGCCUACAAAGAAAAAAAACACAGAGCCUACAGUCAAACAUGGUGGAGGUUCAAUGAUGUUUUGGGGUUGUUUUGCUGCUUCUGGCACUGGGUACGUUGACAUAAUGUAAGCAGUCAUGAAAUCUGGCGACUAUCAAAAUGUUUUUGGCCGCAAUGUAGGGUGUAGAGUCAGAAAACUGGGUCUGCAUCAGAGGUUAUGGGGGUUCUAACAGGACAAUGACCCAAAAUAUUGCAAUGAAGUGUUCCAAAAUUCCAUUUUUCCAAAGGAUGUGCAAACAAAUAUUGAAUUGAGGGUGCCAACUAUUUAAUCCAGCCUAAUUUUUUUGUCUAAAAUGGUGUCAAUUUUGGCUUUUUUCCCCCUCAGCUUUUUUGUUUUUCCAAUGCACCUCCAAGAAAUAAACACAAUCGUACUGAACACAUUUGUAAUUGUAUUAAUUUCUGUGAAAAACACUGUAUUUUCUGGAAAAAUUCCAGUGGCGCCAAUUAUUUCGUCCAUGUCUGUAUACUGUACAUAAAGCAAUGCUGUUAACUGAAAAACUAAAGGUGAUUUCCUGACAAUUAGGACAAUCGGGUAACUUUCCUAAAAUUUAACCACUUUGGGAACUCUUGGUGGCAUGCUAUUGUCAUCCUUAACUAGGUACAUUGUGUUUUCACUUAUACACUUUUUUUCCAAGAAAAUGAUUAAAAUAUAUAUAUAAAUGUAUAUUCAUGGCAGUGCCCAUGCCGCCACACAAUGCUAAAACAUGACUUGCAGUGUCCGUGUAUGAAUAUGACCAUUGCCAAUAACCAUGUGAUGAGACUCUUUGUUCUUUGCAUGACUCGAGACACUGAUCUCCUACCUCAUGUUGUGAUAUAUAUAAAUAUAAAUAUAUAUAUAUUAAAGAUGUUUUUUUAAAUGCAAAGGACACUCUAACUGUUAAAUGAUUUAACAUUGAUAAAUACAUGAUCUGAGCUGUAAAUGCUUUUUUUUUUCUCCUCCCCUCUAUAAUACCUCACUUCUUGUAUCUUAGUGGAUUUUUUUUUUUAUUUUUUGGAGGGGGGUAUUUUUAUUUUCCUGUUCUUUGCCCUCAUUUUCAUUUUACACCUUGUACAUAGGACCCUGUGUAUAGACAAUGAACUUGGAUCCAAUUCAAGUAAAGUUCUGUAGUGUUAAGCCAUCAA
Molecule: messenger RNA, 12462 nt
Organism: Corythoichthys intestinalis (scribbled pipefish)
Lineage: Eukaryota; Metazoa; Chordata; Actinopteri; Syngnathiformes; Syngnathidae
Gene: skila
Product: SKI-like proto-oncogene a
Exons: 8
Coding region: 131-2536 (801 amino acids)
Biological process (GO): negative regulation of transcription by RNA polymerase II; negative regulation of BMP signaling pathway
Cellular component (GO): nucleus
Molecular function (GO): RNA polymerase II cis-regulatory region sequence-specific DNA binding; DNA-binding transcription factor activity, RNA polymerase II-specific; SMAD binding
Source: RefSeq, a predicted model, not a curated record